GCCAGCAGCCUACUACUCCACCUGCAGGCCGGCAGCCUACUACUCCACCUGCAGGCCAGCAGCCUACUACUCCACCUGCUGGCCGCAGCCUACUACUCCACCUGCAGGCCAGCAGCCUACUACUCCACCUGCAGGCCAGCAGCCUACUACUCCACCUGCUGGCCAGCAGCCUACUACUCCACCUGCAGGCCCAGCAGCCUACUACUCCACCUGCAGGCCAGCAGCCUACUACUCCACCUGCAGGCCAGCAGCCUACUACUCCACCUGCAGGCCAGCAGCCUACUACUCCACCUCCAGGCCUGCAGGCCACUCCAGCCAGCACUACUCCUCCACCUGCAGGCCAGCAGCCUACUACUCCACCUGCAGGCCAGCAGCCUACUACUCCACCUGCAGGCCAGCAGCCUACUACUCCACCUGCAGGCCAGCAGCCUACUACUCCACCUGCAGGCCAGCAGCCUACUACUCCACUGCUGGCCGGCAGCCUACUACUCUACUCCACCUGCUGGCCAGCAGCCUACUACUCCACCUGCAGGCCAGCAGCCUACUACUCCACCUGCAGGCCAGCAGCCUACUACUCCACCUGCAGGCCAGCAGCCUACUACUCCACCUGCUGGCCAGCAGCCUACUACUCCACCUGCAGGCCAGCAGCCUACUACUCCACCUGCAGGCCAGCAGCCUACUACUCCACCUGCAGGCCAGCAGCCUACUACUCCACCUGCUGGCCGGCAGCCUACCUACCUGCAGGCCAGCAGCCUACUACUCCACCUGCUGGCCGGCAGCCUACUACUACUCCACCUGCUGGCCGGCAGCCUACUACUCCACCUGCUGGCCAGCAGCCUACUACUCCACCUGCUGGCCAGCAGCCUACUACUCCACCUGCUGGCCAGCAGCCUCUACUCCACCUGCAGGCCGGGGCUCUGUGGCCAGGUAGUGGAACAAGGAGUUAA
Messenger RNA from Procambarus clarkii (red swamp crayfish), 947 nucleotides. NCBI's taxonomy places the organism in Eukaryota, Metazoa, Arthropoda, Malacostraca, Decapoda, Cambaridae. The record is from RefSeq and is a predicted model, not a curated record.